Molecule: messenger RNA, 499 nt
Organism: Hibiscus syriacus
Lineage: Eukaryota; Viridiplantae; Streptophyta; Magnoliopsida; Malvales; Malvaceae
Product: bifunctional aspartokinase/homoserine dehydrogenase 1, chloroplastic-like
Exons: 6
Coding region: 63-455 (130 amino acids)
Biological process (GO): aspartate family amino acid biosynthetic process
Molecular function (GO): aspartate kinase activity; homoserine dehydrogenase activity
Source: RefSeq, a predicted model, not a curated record
UUUUCUCUAUAGGUUUGUAUGAUUUUGAUAUUGGUACCUUGUUGCUUGUCCAAAUUAUUAUAAUGUUUCUUUCCCUUGUUCUGCAGGAGGAUUAUGACAAGUUGGUUUCACAUCCACGACGCAUAUGGAAUGAGUCAACUGUUGGUGCUGGUCUUCCAGUCAUAUCAUCAAUAAAUCGCAUAAUUUCAUCUGGAGACCCCAUCCAUCGUAUUGUUGGAAGUUUUAGUGGUACUUUAGGUUACGUAAUGAGUGAGGUUGAAGAUGGCAAGCUAUUGAGCCAAGUAGUUAAAUCCGCUAAAAGCUUGGGAUACACUGAACCAGAUCCACGGGAUGACCUUAGUGGUAUGGAUGUUGCGAGGAAGGCUUUGAUCCUUGCCCGACUUCUUGGGAGGCCCAUUGACUUGGGUAGCAUAAGGAUUGAGAGCUUGUAUCCCGAAGACAUGGGGACCUACUAAGAUGUCUGUUGAAGAUUUUUUAAUGGUGGGCUUGUAAAGCUUGA